This is a messenger RNA of Ilex paraguariensis (yerba mate), 809 nucleotides long. Lineage: Eukaryota; Viridiplantae; Streptophyta; Magnoliopsida; Aquifoliales; Aquifoliaceae. The record is from the annotation of a GenBank genome assembly.
AUGACAACUAAAGUCACAAUGGCGACGAUCAAAAUCUUCUUCAGGGGAAAGAUGGGAAGAGUACCUGCAGGUUACGCAUAUCCAGAUCCUUACUAUAGAAGUAUAUUUGCUCCCUAUGAUGCAGAGUCUUAUCUCGCACAGCCUUAUGCUACACAGCCAAUGGUCCACCUUCAGUUGAUGGGAAUUCAGCAAGCUGGUGUUCCCUUGCCAUCAGCUACAGUUGAGGAGCCUGUGUUUGUCAAUGCAAAACAGUAUCAUGGUAUCUUGCGACGUCGGCAAUCUCGUGCAAAAGCUGAAUCAGAAAAUAAGGUUGUUAAGUCAAGGAAGCCAUACUUGCAUGAAUCUCGACAUUUGCAUGCACUGAAAAGAGCUAGAGGAUGUGGUGGUCGUUUUCUUCAUUCAAAGAAAAGUGAGAACCAGCAGAAAGAGGUGACAUCUGGUGAUGAGUCAUCAGCCAAUUUCAAUCUUAACUCUGAAAAAAUUGAUUUGGCUCCUUCAGAAAGUGCCUCCUGAUGUUUUGGACACAAUGCUCCUGAAGACGGUCAACCUUGAAACAAUAACCAGGAAACCUAUGCUCCUUAAACAGUCUUGAUGGUCUUGGUAUCUUUGGUUUACAGGUCAAUGAGGCUCCAUACUUUUAGCUGCGUAGUAUGUGCAUAUUGAGCAAUAGGCUUAUGGUAAGGUCGCAAAGAUAGUAGCAGGUAUUUGUUGAUGUGCAAUAGUUAUAUUGUUUGAUUAUGGUCUGUGAGCUUAACAGAAAGACUAGGUUGGUUGAUGCAUGUAGUCAUUAUAUUUUGUUGUUGUCAAUA